This is a messenger RNA of Gadus morhua (Atlantic cod), 2103 nucleotides long. Its product is annotated as meprin A subunit beta-like. The record is from RefSeq and is a predicted model, not a curated record. The coding region runs from base 1 to 1710 and encodes 569 amino acids. Gene Ontology annotation, molecular function: metalloendopeptidase activity; protein binding; zinc ion binding. The transcript has 10 exons. Lineage: Eukaryota; Metazoa; Chordata; Actinopteri; Gadiformes; Gadidae. Gene Ontology annotation, cellular component: membrane. Gene Ontology annotation, biological process: proteolysis.
AUGAAUAAUGAACAGCGUGAAGAAACUUUCCCUCUCUGUCUGUGGUCUGUGGACAGUUGCUCCUCCUCCAUUGGGAACCGCCGCGUGAGGAAGCAGAGGCUGUCCAUCGGCAGGUACUGCGACCGCCUGGCCACCGUGGAGCACGAGUUCCUGCACGCGCUGGGCUUCUUGCACGAGCAGUCCCGGGCGGACCGCGACGACUAUGUCAACAUCAUGCUGGAUCAGAUUGAGCCAGACAGGGCUCGCAACUUCAGAAAGUACGACGACAAGGUGUCCAGCUCCCUAGGCGUGCCCUAUGACUACGGCUCGGUGAUGCACUACGGCAAGAGAGCGUUCAGCAUCGCCUCGAAGCCGACCAUCGUCACCAAGAUCCCAGAGUUCAUGGACGUGAUCGGCCAACGGAUAGAGAUCAGCGGCAGCGACCUCCUCAAGCUGAACCGCCUCUACAACUGCACCACCUCUUCCACCUUUGUGGAGAGCUGCGACUUUGAGGAGCUGAACAUCUGUGGGAUGAUCCAGGGUCCGAACAACAAGUGGGAACAGCGUAUGGCUGUGAGUGCAGGACCUCAAACAGACUUCACCUCAAUGGGACAAUGCAAAGGAAAGGGCUACUUCAUGCAUUUCAGCACUGCAUGUGGGUGCGCUGGGGACAGUGGGUUUCUUGAGAGCCGGUUCUUGUAUCCUAAACAUGGGGUCCAGUGCCUGCAGUUCUUCCUCUACAGCAGCGGGGGAGCUAACGAUUCCCUCAAGAUGUGGGUGCGGGAGUAUGACGAACUCUACCCUCAAGGUCGAAUGACGCUUUUUGAGACCAUAACAGGUUCAAGCGGAUCAUGGGAGCUGCAUCACGUGACUCUAAACAUCACCAAAAAGUCCAGAGUGGUGUUCGAGGGGGUGAAGAGAAACGCCUCUGCCACGUUGGGGGGUCUCUCGCUCGAUGACGUUAACAUCUGGUCCGGCCAAUGCCCCCAGCAUGUGUGGAAAAUACGCAACAUCACCAGUCUCCUGGCAACCACGCCAGCAGGCACCAGGAUGUACAGUCCCUCUUUCCUGUCACCGACUGGCUAUUCUUUCCAGGUAGGUUUGUACCUCAAUGGACGCAGCACCCGUCCUGACACCAUGGCGCUCUUCCUGUUCUUGACCUCCGGCCCAAACGACGACAGCCUAAAGUGGCCUUGUCCCUGGCACCAGGCCACCAUGUCUAUGAUGGACCAGCAGUCGGACGUCAGGACCCGGAUGAACAUGCAGCGCAUGGUCACCACUGAUCCAAACAAGAUGGACGGUCUCGAGUUCUUCUGGGACCGGCCCAGUAAGGUGGGGUCCCUGGUGAGCGGCCCUGAUGGGAGCUACUACCGUGGCCCUGGCACUGGGACGAGCAGCUUCCUCACCCACAGCCGACUGCACAGCAGGAAGUACAUUAAAGGAGACGACGCCUACUUCCUCCUGAGUCUGCAAGAUAUUUCUCAGUUGCUGCUCCCUCAGCCCCUGCCCCCCACUGCACUCCGCCGCAUGGCGAGGGCCUUGGCCCCAGACGUACCCCUGGGGGCCAACAAGGGCCAAAAUACCCUAGCGAUGGCGCUCACGCUGACUGUGUCAGCGUCGCUGCUGUUGGUUGCCUUGGUUAUCAGCAUCUACAUGCAGAGGAGAAAGAGGACACAGCAGACUGACACAGUGGCCAUCUUAGAGGCUAUGCCUGGAUUUAUGGAACAGUGAAGGCCUGAAGGAUUCACCACCCGUCUCUUUGAUCAACCAGCCGUGGGACAUCCACAAGACUGCCCACUGAAUUACUAUGCAUGAAAGAAUAAAAUGUCUACAAAUCACAAUUAAAUCCGGGUGAAUAAAGCCAUUGAAGCUGUGGGUUAAUAAUUGUACCCUAUCCAACACCCACAACAUGAUUUUGUUAAAGCAAGACCUGAAAGAUGAAAGUAUAACAUAAUUCGUGUUGCCUUUAUUCCACUAGUCGCUUACUUAUUUGAUAUAAUCUACUAUAUAACUAUAUCUAUACAAAAUAAUCUUGUGCCACAAGAUUAUAUUUGUGCCACGCUAUUGCAAUGCUGAAAUCGCUCAAUUUAAAUGAAUAAAAAAAAAAUGCUUCAAUAGAAACAC